GGGGGGAGGGUGAAGUGGGAGGGCAAGCCUGGGCAGCUCUCAUUAGAUCUCGUUGUACAGAACUCGGUCGUCCUGAUCCAUUCAGUCGCCUGCCGGCUCUGCUCACCAGCAGGUGCUAUCCACCGAGGCUCUCGCUAGGCUUAACUGAGCCUCUAGUCCGACCUGUGCCUUGAAACUGACCCCGGUUCCUCCGACGCGGCUGCGGCAAAAGGUGCCAGCAAUGCCAGGGCUUUGGGAUCGCUUCUCGUCCUCCUCUUCCUCGCGGCCGUCCACUCCGGACCAGCCGCAGCAGCGCUCGGCCUGGGGAACGGCGGCCCGAGGAGAGGGGCUUGGCCGCUGCGCGAGUCUGGAAAGCUCCGACUGCGAGUCGUUGGACAGCAGCAACAGCAGCUACGGCCCCGAGGAGGAUACAGAGUACAUGGAUGAGGUGUCGCUGCCCGAUUUCGACCUGCUCAGCGACCCGGAGGAUGAGCACCUCUGUACCAAUCUGAUGCAGCUCCUCCAACAGACCCUGGCCCAGGCCAAGCUGGGCAGCAAGCGCCCAGCCCGCCUUCUGAUGCCCAGUCAGCUGGUGGCCCAGGUGGGGAAGGAGCUGAUGCGCCUGGCCUACAGCGAGCCCUGUGGUCUCCGGGGCGCCCUGCUGGAUGUGUGCGUGGAGCAGGGCAAGAGCUGUCACAGCGUGGAGCAGCUGGCCGUCGACCCCAGCUUGGUGCCCACCUUCCAGCUGACCCUGGUGCUGAGAUUGGAUUCUCGCCUCUGGCCCAAGAUCCAGGGACUCUUCAGCGCCGGGCCGACCUCCUUCACUCCGGGCUUCAGCCAGUCCCUUACACUGAGCACUGGCUUCCGGGUCAUUAAGAAGAAAUUGUACAGUUCAGAGCAGCUCCUCAUUGAAGAGUGCUGAGAGCCUGGCCUUGCUGCCUAGGUCCCCUACCCCAGGACAGUCGAGGGGGAACACAGCAGGCUGGCUGAGGUGGGGAGGGGAUGGAGCAUCCUUUGUGGAAAACUGACUGUAGCCGCCACUGGGGGAGGUUAGAGUGGGAGGGUCACCUUCUCUUUGGGGGGAAGGUCACUCACAGAGUCCUGAGGUGUGUGCAGGUGGCUAAUUGGGGAAAGUAGAGCUGGCUCCUGCAGAGGUAUUAACUUCCCCAGUGGGGGAUGGGGAGGAUGGAGGAUGGCAUCAGCAGAUGCCAAAGGAACAACCACAGUUCUCCCAACUGAUAUGUAGCAUGAAUUUCCUUAUUUUAUUGUUAUUAUUGUUAUUAUUACUGACAGUGAAGAUGACAAGUAGUGGGGUGGUGAUGUCGUGGAGACCAGAACUGAGCAGCUGGGCUGUGUUGGUCCUGGUCCAUUUGCAAAAGGGGGUACGUGUGCUUGUGUUUAACAAGGUGGGAGGGUGGGGGGAGUUCAUAGAGGAUUGUUCUGUCAUUUUUGUCCUGUGUGACUUAAAGCCAGGGUCUGAAGGGGCCAAGUGUGUAUGUUUUUUGGAUCAGCUUCACUACUACUGACCUUUUUUUAGGCAGCUAUCUUAGAGACUCACACGAAUGUAAGAACACAGGAAGGGUUUGGGUGUUGGGAUCUCUGUAGAUCUUGACACUUGGAGGGGGGGGAAAUGGGUGCUGGGGCCAACCAGUGGGGGGGGCUGGAACCCCCUCCCCAAAGUAGUGCCAUAUGGGGCUUCCAUCUAGAACCGUUUACGUGAAUACACUUGAUGUUCAAGUAUUAUUAAGACCUAUGCAAUAUUUUUUACUUUUCUAAUAAAAACAAGUUUGUUACAUA
This is a messenger RNA of Vombatus ursinus (common wombat), 1776 nucleotides long. It is a transcript of the gene DDIT4, whose product is annotated as DNA damage inducible transcript 4. NCBI's taxonomy places the organism in Eukaryota, Metazoa, Chordata, Mammalia, Diprotodontia, Vombatidae. Gene Ontology annotation, cellular component: cytoplasm. Gene Ontology annotation, molecular function: 14-3-3 protein binding. The coding region runs from base 221 to 901 and encodes 226 amino acids. Gene Ontology annotation, biological process: negative regulation of TOR signaling; response to hypoxia; apoptotic process. The record is from RefSeq and is a predicted model, not a curated record. The transcript is spliced from 3 exons.